This is a messenger RNA of Rhopilema esculentum, 1182 nucleotides long. RefSeq names its product partner of Y14 and mago. Gene Ontology annotation, molecular function: RNA binding. Gene Ontology annotation, cellular component: cytoplasm; exon-exon junction complex. Gene Ontology annotation, biological process: exon-exon junction complex disassembly. The record is from RefSeq and is a predicted model, not a curated record. NCBI's taxonomy places the organism in Eukaryota, Metazoa, Cnidaria, Scyphozoa, Rhizostomeae, Rhizostomatidae.
CGUAAUCAUCUAGGCGUACGAUUUUUAAAAUGGCGGACAAACAAUCAGAUGUAACAAUAAUACCAGCAUCAAAAAGACCGGAUGGAACUUGGAGAAAAGAAAUCAGAGUUAAAGCAGGAUACGUUCCACCUGAUGAAGUUGAAAGGUAUCAAAGUAGAGGACGAGAGGCAGCUGCGAAUAGAUCGUCACUGCCUCCUGGAAUUAGCGUAGAAAGUGCUGACUCGAAAAAGAGUAAAAAUCAGAAAAAGAACGAAAGAAAGAAGCAAAAGAAACAACAAGAAAUUGAUACAAAAGCAGCUUCUGAAGAAAACAAAACUCAACAGCUAGCUACUGCUGUAAAAAAGCUAGAUAUAAAGGAAGAUAUCAAAGACGAAUCGCCUAAAUUAUCCAAGGAUGCUAUUACAAAGAAGCUGAAAAACUUGAAGAAAAAACUUAGGCAAAUAGAAGACCUUGAAAAGAAAGUGGCAAACGGAGAAAUAAAAGAGCUAGAAAAGGAGCAAAAUGACAAAGUUACUCGAAAAAAAGAAGUUCUUGAUGAAAUUGAGGACUUAGAACUUGAUUUGAAGCUUUGUGAUGAAUAGGCCUAACUGUUUUGUCAAACUGGGGAAAAACUAAUAUUUUUAGGUAAAAUAGAUGCUAAACUUAACUGAUCAUUAUUAAGUAGAGUCAGUGCAACAGUGAAGAAAAGCUUGCCAUCAAUAUAAGCAAGAAUAUAUAUAUAUAUGAUUAGGCCUACAAGCUUCUUUCCUUCCAGACUUCCAUAAAUUGCCUACACACUGAAAUUUUCCAUCUGCGCAUGUUGGCUGCGUUCCAAUUUAAUGACAUUUUGCAUCAUUAUUGCUACAAUUUUCUGAAACUGUGAUUUCAGCACAGACGCAAAAUUUAAAAAUAAACUUGUCCCUGCAAGAAACAAGGUUUCCAGUAUGGCUUUCCUUUCUAUGAUGCCCAAGGGAUACCAGUUUGUUUUGGCAGAAAAAACUGUUGAAUGUUUUUGAAAAUCCCAUUCUUAUUUACUUAAAUUAGGUAAGGCCUGUACAAUUAAAGAAGGUCCCACUAAACAAUAAUUUUGAUGAAUAUAGUUCUUCACUUUUGCAGAUUUUCUCUGCUUAUAGUUGCUCUGCUUAUAUCCAUUCUGCUCGAAGUCACACUAAUGGUUACAAUCACAUAAAAUUGAGACCCAAA